Lytechinus pictus (painted urchin) is the source of this 5564-nucleotide messenger RNA. RefSeq lists its product as uncharacterized. The record is from RefSeq and is a predicted model, not a curated record. Bases 92 to 2191 code for a protein of 699 amino acids. The transcript has 3 exons. Lineage: Eukaryota; Metazoa; Echinodermata; Echinoidea; Temnopleuroida; Toxopneustidae.
GUCUACUCAGUUGUACAUUGUAAACAUUCAUUCACACAGUGUAUAUAUAUUGUAAGCUGAUAGAGGGUGUGUACUUGAACUUAUAGACACCAUGGACCAUUCUGGAGUGAGCAGGAAAACGAGCGAUGCUGACCCUUCAACGAACACCGCCCUCUCUCGACAUGGAUUCUACGACAUUUAUCUCUGGGCAUCGUCUAAAAACACAGAUCAUUUUCGUAAAAUGAAAGAUUGUAUUCAUUCAAAUGGAUGGAAAAUGACAUCUUGUUUUGAUCAGAAACUUGGUGAACUAGAAACACAAAGCAUCGAAAAUGAUCUUUUAAAAUGCUCCCACAUGGUAUGUUUGAUCACGAAAGAUGACUGUAAAACAAACAACAUUAAACAGCUUAUGACGAUAGAGAUGGCGAUUCAGUCGCUUCCUAGUACGACAGGAAAAGGACUAGCAGGCCGGGUUAUUCCUAUUCGAUGUGACGUUCCAGAAUCUUCUCUUCCUUCUCAACUGAAAGCCUUGACAGGAGCGAGUAUUGAUGAUCGUGAUCUUGAAGAAAGACUACGGAAAAGUAUUAAUACCAACAUCCGGAGGGAGAGAGAAGAAAAAGUUAAGAAUGUCUCAGGUUGCUCAGUUUCUCAACCUGAAAGAGAUGAAACAGGAGAGCGACGCAAUGUCAAAAUGUCUUCUGGUCGCCCGAGCACUAUCAAAGACGACGAACAGAAACAGCGUGAGCUUGAUGAGAUGAGGAAGAAGCUGAAGGAGAAACGGGCCAUGUUAGAGGAAACAAAACAAAGACACAAGACAGUUGGAUCGAAACUAAAUGGCGCUUCAAAUUCAUCAAAUAAACAUUUCCAAACGAUCAAAGAUGAUAUACAAGAUACAUUGGAAAAUACAAGGCUAAAGUUAAAGGUUAGAGAACGGGAAACUGUUGAAUCAAUUAAUAAGAUACACAAGGAGGCAGAUGAGAAAAUAAUAGCCAUAAAUGAUAUGCGUAAAGAAAAUAUAGAAGCUUAUGAAGUCGAGAUAGAACUCGAACGAAAUAUAACCAAAGAUAAAGAAGCCAAACUGUCAUCACGCUUAUCAGACACAGAUGAAAUCAGCAAAAUAGUUUUCGAGAAGAUAAUGGAUCUUAAUAGUAAGAUUCAGAAUGCAAUAAAGGAUAUUGAAUCAACCAUCACACGUAUCAAACAACAUGAUGAAACAUUGGUGAAUGAAGCUCCUCAAGUACUUAAAUCUAUUGAUGAAAAUGUAAGUUUGAAUUUUCAUCAAGAUGUUAGCGACUGUCUUGAUCGAAUACAGAAUGAAGUUGAGAGAGUGAAGUUUGUAGAGGGGGAAGUAGGUGGAGAAUACUAUGGUAGAAUUGAUGGGUAUAUCGGUAAUUGGGAACUUGUCAAGUCAAUCCACAUUCCAUCGGUUGUUAAUUACCCGUGGGUGCGUGGUUUAGUCAGUGAUGAUGAGAUAUGUGUGCGAGACGUAGGUAACAGUGACAUGUAUAUUACAAACAUCAACACUCAACACACAGAGAAAGUCAUUGAUGAAGAUGUGUGGAUUACAUCAUGUGCGCCCAUAGACAGUAACGUAAUAGUAUGUGGUAAGGAGAGAGAUGAUUGCACGGGUGACAGGUUGGAUGGAUGCAUCACUCUCUAUGACAGACAAUGGAAGGUGAUUAGAGACAUCAGCAUACCAGGGAAUGGAGACGAUAGUCGUGUGUAUGUUGAUGUUGACGGGGAUGGGAUGAUCAUCGCUGCUCAGUUAGAUCAGUCUAAUAUCUACGUCAUCAAUCCUGCUGAUGAUAAGAUAGUAAACACUAUUACGAUGCAGGGUAAGGUGGAGUGGGGUGAGAUACAAGCCUUGUCAUCAGGUGAUAUCGUUGUGAGUACAGAUGAUAAUAAAUACACUGUCAUAUCACGAUCAGGAGAAGAGAAGGCUGUCAUACACUGUGAUGAGUGGAACUGGUGGACAGAGUGUCGCGUUGACAAACUGACAGACACACUCUACAUCGCGUACUGGGAUAGAGCGCGUAAUACCAUCGCAGUUGAUCAGGUGUCACGUGAUGGUAUCAUCCAGGCAAGGAAGAUCGUGGAAUACGUGAAAUCAGAUCGCUCUGACUGGGUCAGCCCUUGUCUUGUUACUCCUUCUGGUAACCUUGUAGGAUGUGAUGGGGACAAACUUCAUCUUUACAAGAAGACAUUCAUUUUGUAAAUCAUCAAGUAUUUCAAUGAAUGAUUAAAAAUUAAUAUAAACGAUAUACUUAUUUUCAAAUUUCACUUUCAUUUUAAUUCACGUCCCCCAACAUGAAUACAUUCAUAAUGCGCGUGUUGACGGUGUGAAUGUUGUAUCAAUAUACAGGUGCAACGUAUUGGAGUGUUGUAAUAAACUUGCCAUCGAUUGCAGGUCAAUUUUUGUUUUCAAAAUUAAUUGAAAGUCGUGCAUUUCAUUGAAAAUUUGCAAUUGAUUGUUGGUCAGCUUAUGUUAUAAACAAAUAUGAAAUGAUUUGCUUUGGUUAAAAUUGAUCUAUCAAUUGCUAAAUUUGCAUAUGAAAUUUGCAAUUGAUCGCAAAUAUUUUCUUGUGUCUUACACAACGCAGUGAUUAAUAUUUAGCCGUCUAGAUUUAUAUUUUUAUUGAAAUGUAUAAUUGUACUCGUAAUUACAUUAAAAAAAAAUAAAUAAAGAAAAAAUGGUUAACCAAUUGCCUACUUUAAUCCAGGUAGAAGGUCUAUGGGAAUGGCUGAACCCAGCACAUGACGAGUUCAUUACUAACUUGUGUUAGCUGAACCCGAUCAUUUACCAAACGCUAUUUCGUACAAUGUUAUUCCUUUUUAAUGCUAACAGUGAUCAUUUUACCCCGGGAUUAAAUUUGCUUUUAACUUCAUUGGGUCUUUAAAUCCAAUCUAUCCAUCAGGUUGAUUUCGUUUUAUAUUCUGUUGCAAAAAAGGUGAAGUAAUAUAAGAUUGUAUUAAAAGGAGAGGGGAAAAGUGCUGUGAAGUACAAGUAAGUGUUUGAACCGUGGUAUAGUGUUUCUGACUAUCACCUUGUAAACGGAGGGUCGUGUGAUCGAAUCCCAACGAGGCCUGGCGUCCUUUGGCAAGGUGUUAAUCCACACUUUGCCACUCUCGACCCAGGUGCUAUAUGGGUACCCGGUAGGAUGUGAAAGUCAUUGCAGCUUGUCCAGUACUGUGUGCGCCUCACCGGCAACUGACUGGAAUACUCCCCAGGGUGUGGAUGAUGUGCUCACAUUGUGUGCGGGAAUGACUGAUUGAAUGCGAUGACCGGGGUAGUAGUAUAUCUGUAAAUUGCUCAGACACACCUUUUCGAUGAAUUAAGCGUUAUAUAAAAGCGGAUUGUUAUCAUUAUUAUAAGUAUUAAAUGAAAUAUUCAGUUAUGAAUCAUAUUUCAGCUGGCGCUGAGCAUUCAGAUUAUCAGGGAAUCGAGGAUGCAUGAAUUUGUGAGCGGGAAUGACUGAUUAAAUCCGGUGACCUGGCGACAGUUUCAUGAAACUUGUCAGCAUUGACAAGUUGUCUUUUUCGACAAUUACCAUAGCAACAUUUAGAACAUGAGCCUCUGAGCCAAUCAAAACCAAGGAUCUCACUGAAAUUGUCAGUGCUUACAAAUUAAUCCGUGCUGAAAACUUUCAUGAAACAUCCACUGGGGUAAUGAUAUAUCUGCAAAGCGCUUUGACACGUCGUUCAGAUGUAUUAAGAGCUAUAUAAAAGCGGACUAUUAUUAUCAUCAUUAUAGUUUUUUAGUGUACAUAAUCCCUCUCAUGAAUGUUAACAGAAAAUAAGAGAAAAACUCAUUUUGUAAUAGAAUCCUUGCUCAGUCAACAUACAUAUCACAAUGGAUAUGAUGAAGAUAGACAGAAAUGAAUAUGUUUCCCCCAUAAUUCUCUUUACACCAAUUGAAUAUUCUCAUUCUGUAGAAACAGGUGACGUCCAUCUCAAAAUGACUCAGCACACUCCAUAUUUAAUAUAUUCAUAAAAGUAUUACAUCAUAUCGCUUAUUUCAAUCAGUUCAUUAACUUUCGUCUUUACACCUUCUACUUUAUCCUCAUAUAUCGGCUUUAUAUUUUCAACAAAGAUUAAUUUAGAUUUCUUGUACCACAUGUUUAAUCUAUUAUAUCAUAUUACACUUACUACCUGGCUAUGGAAUCUCAAGUAGCAAGCCUUUGGAUUGUUGAAAAAAAUUUUAGUUGUUUUUUUGUUAACGACUGUAAUGAUGUGUUGACGCCCGCUACGUUCAGUAACGUUUAUCGACAUCGUUAAUUGAUGUCAAAUUAAUUUCAUCAUAAAGAUCCCAUGGACAUAUAAACAUCUGGUAGUCGAACGUGCCAUGCUGUAAAUAAAUAAAAAUAGGGAUAUGCAUGUAUUUGUUGUGUAACAGACAGAGUUAGAUAAUAUGACAAAUAACUGUACAUAUCAUAGCUUAUGUUCGUGGUUUUAUAUUAAGGAGGCUGUAUUAUAUUAAAUUCAUUUAUAUUCUUUAUUUUAUUUUCAUUUAAUACUGCGUUAAGUUUGUUAACAGUUUGUACUGUAUAUGGCAUAUGUUGCUCCAAUGCGUUGUAUAUAAAUCGGUAUUGUCUAAGGUGUGUUGUGUUAAUGUAGAAAUGUGUCAUUUAUACAAAAGAUUCCUACCAAAUUUAUACAAUAAUCAACUUUGUACACUUGAGUUUAGGUAUAUAGGGUUUAUGUUUUAUCUAAAGUAUCAAUGCAAUAGCUUGUUAUUGUCUAUAUCAUUGCUUAUUUAAAAAAUCGCUCCCAAAGAGAGAGCGGGACAGAGUUCUAUAAAUGAAUUUCUCCUGAAAAUUAGCCAGAUCUUACGACUUUUAUUGAUUUUGAUUGGCUGAGAAGCGUUGUUACUAUGUUAACUAUCCGUCGAAACACCUGAAAAUCCCAGCUUUGAUUGAUUUGCUCAGUAUUAUUGCUCUUAUACACCUGAUUAUAAUUCGCUUUAUAAAACUAGGAAAACUAAUGCACAUAAUACGCAUCUAUAUCAUGAUAUAAUGUGAUGAUAUGUUAUUUUCAAGUUUAUAUUGAAAGAUGAGUAGGAAGUUCGUCAGUAGUUUUUAAUAAUAUAUAUUCAUUAUACUUUGUUGUGAAUUACUGGCACUGUUGAAUAGUUUAAAAGGUUAAUGUUUUGGGAUGUGUAGACUUUAAUCAAGACGAAAUUAUUUUUACCUACUUCCGAGAUGAAAAUAGUAAUGUAGAAAUAGAAAGAAAAUAUAUUUACUAUGGGUUACGGUAUUUAGUGCAGUAUAUAGUAUACAAAUUACUGAUCAAAACACCAAUUACCAACCGAUCUGAAUAUAUAUAUAUAUCUUCACUAUGGGUUAUGAUAAUUUAGUACAUUUCAAGAAAGGUUUACCAACCCACAACCAGUUAUAUGCACAUUAAUGAUAAAAACCCAACUAUCAAAAGAUCAUAAUAAAUGGUUAAUAUUUUAAAUUGAUCGAAAUCUGUAAAUAGUGUAUGUAUUUUGAAGUCAUCAUCAUGGUGAUGAGGCGGGUGAUUUUAAUGCACAAACAAUCAUGUAGUGUUACAAUCAAAUAAUUUUGUCAGCAUAAACGAAAUUAAAUGUU